UGUGCGUCAGAUAGAGGCGUCGCACAGCAGCUCUCAGUCGCUUGUUUUAUCUCUUAUAUAUUUAUGUUUUUCAGACCGCAGUUGAUUAAUGCGCUUAAUAUUGUAGUAUAAUCUUUAGAAAAUUUGCAUCGAGAGAUUUGACAGACAGUUUGUUUUGUUUUACAUCCACACAUCUGCUUGUGGGAGGUUAGUAGAUCUUCGUUUAUUAUGGUUGUAGUGAACGGUUUGAAGGAUCCUACGAUUUCCAAAACCACCGUGGUUUUGGAAGUGAAUAGCCAUGACUGAGCGAGUGUUUGUGUUUGUUGAUGAAGAGGAGCUUUUCAGCGUGAUGAAGGACCUUGACUGUCUCUACUGUAGAAAUCCAGUGACUGCAUCUAAACAUCACCUCAAAAAGAGACAUCUCAGAUUUGCUAUAUAUUAUAAAGAUUCUGGCAUUGGGAAGUUUUCUAUCCCCUGUUAUUGUUCUGAUGGAGGCCACGGCAGGAGCCACUGGCAUUGCCCAAUGUGCUUAAAAAUAUUGCAAAGGACAAAGGAUUACAAAAUCCAUAUUACAAACCAUGGUGUUGAGAUGACAGACAAAUCCACAGUUGAGCUACAACCUACAGCAGUCCUGUUGGAGAGCGUACAAACGGAAAACGAAGACAAGACACCAGGCAACAACAAGUCGCCGUGCCAGAAGUGUGGGAUCCUCUUUACCACCACAUCAAAUUUGAGACGGCAUGAGCGACUACAGCACGGCCAAGACCAACAGCCCAUUUUAUGCAUAGAUGCCAAAAAUGCAAUCUAUGUCACACCGAAGGAUCUGCACGGGCCGAGAGUGCCCAUUCACAUCCGUAAAUCCUUCGCCUUACAGAUUCUGUUGUGUGAACUGGAGGAGUGCUGGGAUUUCAUGAAAGCGCAGGCCCAGAGCGGGAAUCCCGGUAAGGAGUGCCGUCACCUUGUCAGAACUAACCAUGCGCGGCACUACGCUUCCCCUCCACCGCUGUGCGUUAACUCUCUAAAGGAAAUGACUGACAAACACCUCCUGUCCACGUCGGAGAAACAAGAGUGCCAGGAAAUGAACUCCAGGGCGUGUAUAGAAGGAGUCGAUUGUGUGUACCCUAUUUUUUGGGGCGAGCAUGACAUUUCAGAGAGAUGCAUCUACUUUUCUGUGUACACCGACCUUGAGGACAAAUGGUGUCAGUUUGGGAGGACACGCGUCUCGUUUGACACCAAAUCUGGCAACUGGAAGUGUCUCUGCGAACGCAGAAGAAACCGCUGCAUCCACAAGUGUUUAUCCAUGUGGUGGUUGUUUCAGGAGCGUCUUGAGUUGUUGCAAAAUACCCUAGAUGUCAGUGCCGAAAGAGUUGAUGUGCUUGAGGAAGUGGUCAUGGAUACAGAGGACGUGGUUAAAAUGUCUUCUGAGGGUGACAACCUCUGUUAGACUCAACAUCCGUCAGAACUUCUCUCAUUUUCUGUUUUCACUCAAUAAAAACACUAGACAUA
Molecule: messenger RNA, 1485 nt
Organism: Labeo rohita (rohu)
Lineage: Eukaryota; Metazoa; Chordata; Actinopteri; Cypriniformes; Cyprinidae
Exons: 6
Coding region: 278-1423 (381 amino acids)
Source: RefSeq, a predicted model, not a curated record